Molecule: messenger RNA, 201 nt
Organism: Clunio marinus
Lineage: Eukaryota; Metazoa; Arthropoda; Insecta; Diptera; Chironomidae
Source: the annotation of a GenBank genome assembly
AUGAAAGCCCUUGAAGUUGAGAACGUAGACAUAAACAUAUCAUCAAGCAUAACGCAACCCUUCGUGAUGUAUUCGGAAGAUAAUAGCCACAUAUAUCCACUUAAUGUGAUUGUGAAACGAACUGGGAUGACGAGCGAAUAUUUUUGUGGAUUAUUUCAAAAGAAGAAGAAAAAAAAUGUCGAAAAAAGUUCUCAUGAAUGA